Messenger RNA from Doryrhamphus excisus (bluestripe pipefish), 1667 nucleotides. RefSeq names its product NADH:ubiquinone oxidoreductase subunit V3 (gene ndufv3). Gene Ontology annotation, biological process: mitochondrial ATP synthesis coupled electron transport. Lineage: Eukaryota; Metazoa; Chordata; Actinopteri; Syngnathiformes; Syngnathidae. The record is from RefSeq and is a predicted model, not a curated record. Gene Ontology annotation, cellular component: mitochondrion; respiratory chain complex I.
AUGAAACGACAGUAUUUCUUCCACUCCACUGGAGCAUAUCGGUGGAUUCGGAGAAGGUGCAAUACCACGAAAGGACUGCGGUCGGCAGCAGGUUGCUCUUGUCGCAUCAAGUCUGUCACACCGAAGAAGAAGAAGAAGAAAAUGGCGACCUCCUUGCUCCUCUUUCGACGACUCCGGACACUUAAGUUGGAGACCUGGGGAAUCCUAAAAAGCCACACUGCGGCUUUGUGCACCACGCAGACUGGAGAGCCCAAAAAGACAGCAGGAAAGACACCGCAUGGUCCAGAUGAAAGAGGAACCCUACUAGCAUACAAGACAGAGGUUGCCUUCCCAGUUAGGGUUUCAAACCACGCAGUUGUUCCAACACAGCAUCUAGGUAUAGCGGCGUCAAUUACACCUGGAGUGGACACAUUGCCUGUCAUUACUCAUUUUGAACCAGCUCUUCCAAAGCAGGAGGUUUUUUCAGAUUCGGUUCCUUCUUUGCAUGCUGCUGUGGUUACAGUUCCACCGGUGGUAGAUGAAGUAUUCACUCCGGCUGCAGCCAUAGAUCAGGCAGCAUCCACCGACACGCCCUCCACUGAAGCUAGUCCCUCCUCAUCGUCCAGUGAAGACUCUGAUUCUGAUUCCGACUCUGAUUCUGACUCAGACUCAGACUCAGAGUCUAAAAACAUCGAAACUGAAACCUCUGUGAAAGCGGCGCCAGAAUUCCCAGAGAAAACACAAGCAAAAUUCCAACAAGCCACAUCAAAAGUGAAGGAAGGGGCUAAUGAAAGUAACAGGUGGGGUUUUCCAGAGGCCAUUAAAGUGUCAUUGCCAACUGAUGCUGCACAUGCAGAACCAUCCAGAAGUACCACAGAGGAUAUUAGUCCUUUGGAAGAGCUAAAGCUGAAUCAAGACUUGUCUGAAGAUGCAUUCAAGAGAAAAGAAUUACCAAAAGCUCAGGCAGGUUCUCCUUCAGAACUAACUGAGGAUGUAGCACCACCCACGCAUCAGCCAAUUGAUGCAAAAGAAUCUACAGUCAAAGCUGUCACUGAGGCUGCAUUUCCAGAACAGGACCCCACUAGUGAUACCCUUGUGGAGACCAUUGAGCCUGUAUGUGCUGAAGCCUCUGCAAAUACUGUAGUCCCCCUUGUAGGAGAUGAAGUAGUCCUUAAAGGAGCCGCUGAAGCUGAAGCCACCAGCGGAACUGCUACAUCACCAGUGAAUGAUGCUGUCCCUUCUGGAGCAGUUAGUGAUGAUGCAGCCUCCACUGUGGAAGGCUCCGCUCCAAUACAGAGUACCAGUGAGCUGUUGGACCCUGUGAGAGAAGAGCUACAGACUGACACCCCAGUUGAACCACCUGAGGAAGCUGCAUCCGUGGCACCUCCUGAACCCGAAGAGGCUUUUGAUAACAGCACUUACAAGAAUAAACAACACCAUGACUACACCCUCUACACCUUUGCAGACCUGGAUGUAGAGAUGGCCAAAUUCCGUCUGCCUCAACCUUCUUCUGGAAGAUUAUCACCUCGACACUAGAAGAACAAAGCUGGGUACGACCAUUGAAUAAAUAUGAAAGAUGAUUGUGUGAACCUAUUACCACAUGAUCAGUAUCUGUUAAAAAGCUAUAAAUGUAUUAACACAUAAAAAAAAUAAAAUGCCAGAUAAAAAUGUAUUGUCAUGAAUAUGCA